AUGUCCACUUUCAUAUGCUCCGCAACCUCCACAACCACAACCUACACCUCCGACCGGCGCGGCAGCGCCUCCGCCCCCAAAACCACCAGCAGCACAUACCGCCAGACCGUCCAUCACGACCCGGGAGGCACGACCAUAGAGACGAUCUCGCAGAAAGGCGAUGAGCCCGCGAGACAGAAUAUGAAGCACUUGGAUACGCAGGGGCGGGCGGUGCUGGUGGCUGCAAGUGGGAACUCAAUAAUUGCGGGACACGAGGGAAGUGGUGCCGGUGGAGAGAAGCCAGGAACUAAAAAUACCGGUGCGACGACAAGGAAACGGUGGGGAAGUGGAGCUAGUGGUGGAGGAGAGGAGCCCAGAAUCGAGAACGUGGUGUGGAGGACGUACGAGGAGGUGGUGGAUAGGGAGCGUGCGAGGAGGGUGGGCGAAGGGGACGGGAGAGGAAGGUUUGAGCUGAGAUGGAUUGACUGUGCUCUGCGGAAUUGUUGA
Molecule: messenger RNA, 486 nt
Organism: Coniosporium apollinis CBS 100218
Lineage: Eukaryota; Fungi; Ascomycota; Dothideomycetes
Exons: 1
Coding region: 1-486 (161 amino acids)
Source: RefSeq, a predicted model, not a curated record